CACUGAUGUAUUGGGGGCUUAUUCUACCAUCUUAUUUUGUAAGAUCUGUUCUCCCUUGCUUAUUAUGACACUGAUAAGUUUUUUAUAAUCAUUUUUUUCUCUAUACGUUUGUAUGCUAUAGAUUACAUUUCUGUUAAUGGUUUACCCUUAAUUUUUUAUCACACUAUAUACAAAUAUAAAAAUCCCUAAGUUACUCAAUAUCACAAUAUUUGUCCAAAGUAUGCUUUAAUUGCCACUGAACAUCCUCUCAGUUUCUUUGUCAUUAUUGUCUGGCAUUUAAGUUUCAUGAACGGUAUUGUUAUCAUAACAUGCAGUUAACUGCACAUUACUCUGCACUCACAUUUUCAUGAUGAAAUACAUCUUUCAAGGAUAUCUUCUUCCAGCAAGAACAAGUCCAGUCAGUAGUAAACACUUACUACCCUGUGAAAAUACUAAAUGAAAAUUUUAGCUGGGUAUAGAAUUGUACUUUUGCUUAGCACUUUGGUGUAUUGCUCCAUCGUCUUCUAGCAUCUAAAGUGCUCAAAGAGAGGUCUACUGCCUAUCUAAUUUUCAUAUCUAUUUAGGGAAUAUAUCUGUUCUCUCUGAUAACUUUUAAAAAUCAGUGGUCUUCAGUUUUACUAUAAAGUAUGUAGAUAUGAAUUUAUUUGUAUACUCAGCUCAAUACUCAGUUAUACUGAUGGCUAAAUCUCAUUUAUUCUAGAAAUUCUAGAUGUGAGCGUCACUUCUUGGUCAUUUUCUCUAUUUUAUUUUGGAACUCUUACUAGUUAUAUACCGGAGUUUCUGAACUCCUUAUUUUUUUAGCUACUAUUUAUUAACUAUUAUUUCACUUUUUUUUAAUAUCUCUGUGCUGUUUUCUAAGAACUACUAUCCAAAAAUAGUCUAAAACUGUUAUUGAGUUUUAAGUUUUCAAUAUCUUUAUUAUUUUAUUGUUACUACUAUUUAGCUUUGCCAUGUCUCCUAAAUUUUCUUUUCUAUUUUUUCUGUUUUAUUUUUCCAAUAGUUUGCAAUCAAAGUACAGACGUGUAGAGAGAUGCGCCACGGCUUCGGUAGUGACCGCCUCUCUACCGGGUGUGAGCUUCGCCAGGCCCUCCCCCAGGAGACCGCUGCAGUCGGCCAGCUCCUGCUCUUUGGUAACCAUGUGUGACCGAAAGGCUGUAAUCAAGGAUGCCGAUAUGUCGGAGGAGAUGCAACAGGACUCAGUGGAACGUGCUACUCAGGCAUUGGAGAUAUAUAAUACAGAGAAGGACAUUGCGGCCCAUAUCAGGAAGGAGUUUGACAAGAAGUACAACCCCACCUGGCACUGCAUCGUGGGGAGGAACUUUGGUAGUUAUGUGACACAUGAAACCAAACACUUCAUCUACUUCUACCUGGGCCAAGUGGCCAUUCUCCUGUUCAAAUCUGGUUAAAAGCAUGAACUGUGCCACACACCCAGUGAUCCAUCCAAAAA
Molecule: messenger RNA, 1447 nt
Organism: Odocoileus virginianus texanus
Lineage: Eukaryota; Metazoa; Chordata; Mammalia; Artiodactyla; Cervidae
Source: RefSeq, a predicted model, not a curated record